GUUUGAAAUCUGGUUCUGCCACUUCCCAGCAUUGUGACCUUGGCAGGCUGAGCCACCAAAGCUCCGGGAUCAGGGGGAACAAAAGCCAAGGGAAAGCAGAGUGCUGACGGGGCCAGAGGCUGCCGGCCGCGGGGCUAUAAAGCGCGGGAGCCACCGAGGAAGCGGCACCAGAUGGAGACCCAGACUGUGCAGCAGGAGCUGGAAUCCCUUCCAACCACCAAGAUGGCUCAAACUAACCCCAUGCCGGGGUCUGUGGGGCCAUGGAAGAUAACCAUCUAUGACCAGGAGAACUUCCAGGGCAAGAGAAUGGAAUUCACUAGCUCCUGCCCAAAUGUCUCUGAGCGCAAUUUUGACAAUGUCCGGUCUCUCAAGGUGGAAUGUGGAGCCUGGGUUGGUUAUGAGCAUACCAGCUUCUGUGGGCAACAGUUUGUCCUGGAGAGAGGAGAGUACCCUCGCUGGGAUGCCUGGAGUGGGAGCAAUGCCUAUCACAUCGAGCGCCUCAUGUCCUUCCGCCCCAUCUGUUCAGCUAAUCAUAAGGAGUCUAAGAUUACCAUUUUUGAGAAAGAAAAUUUCAUUGGACGCCAAUGGGAAAUCAGUGACGAUUACCCCUCCUUGCAAGCCAUGGGUUGGUUGAACAACGAAGUUGGCUCCAUGAAGAUACAAUGUGGGGCCUGGGUUUGCUACCAGUAUCCUGGGUACCGUGGCUAUCAGUAUAUCUUGGAAUGUGACCAUCAUGGAGGAGACUACAAACACUGGAGAGAGUGGGGUUCUCAUGCCCAGACUUCCCAGAUUCAAUCCAUUCGCCGUAUCCAACAGUAGUGGAUUAAAAGCUCCAAGUAAGAAUUCCUCAAGCAUGAGACCUUCCUAAACAAUCUAGAAUAAAAUAUAUGUUCUGCUGAUAUUGCUUCCAAAUGUUAGCUGCUGAAAUCCACAAUAAAUGUCAUUAAAAAAAAAAAAAAA
This is a messenger RNA of Cervus elaphus (red deer), 960 nucleotides long. It is a transcript of the gene CRYBA1, whose product is annotated as crystallin beta A1. Gene Ontology annotation, molecular function: structural constituent of eye lens. Gene Ontology annotation, biological process: visual perception; lens development in camera-type eye. The coding region runs from base 172 to 819 and encodes 215 amino acids. The transcript has 7 exons. The record is from RefSeq and is a predicted model, not a curated record. Lineage: Eukaryota; Metazoa; Chordata; Mammalia; Artiodactyla; Cervidae.